Messenger RNA from Pomacea canaliculata, 7295 nucleotides. Its product is annotated as CD151 antigen-like. The record is from RefSeq and is a predicted model, not a curated record. The transcript has 7 exons. Gene Ontology annotation, cellular component: membrane. NCBI's taxonomy places the organism in Eukaryota, Metazoa, Mollusca, Gastropoda, Architaenioglossa, Ampullariidae. The coding region runs from base 120 to 1007 and encodes 295 amino acids.
GCCCCCUCGUGUUGAUCAAAUGAGGUCAUACGGAAGUGAGCUUCAAAACAAAGUCUGGACAUGGUCUGAGACAGUGUCUUUGCGAGCUGCUCGUGCAAGUGGGAUUGUCUCUCCUCAAAAUGAGAACGGAUCAGAAGCUUUUCUGCCUUAAGUGCGUUCUCUCCAUCUUUCUGGUGAUCCUUUGGGUGCUGGGAAGUACAAUAUUUGGGGUGCUGCUAUGGCUUCGACUGGACUUCUGGACAAAUGAAUAUCUAGAGUUAAACAAUGAGCUGAACCGUUAUCUGAUCCUUCUGUAUGUCAGCCUUGUGGAUGGAGCGCUGAUCCUAGUCUUCUCGUUGUUUGGCCUUGUUGGGGGCCUAAAGACCAUCAAGUGGGCACUUGUGGUGUAUUUGACAGCAAUGUGCCUGGCGAUAGUCUUGACAAUAUCAGGAUCAGUGUAUGGAUUUGUGUACAGAGAAGAACUGCAAAACACAGUUGGCCGAAGUGACUUGAUAAAAAAUGUCAUUACCCAAGAUUACUCUAGUGAACCACUGAGGAAGGUCACACGUGCUGUCAACAUUAUGCAAUCAGAGUUGCAAUGCUGUGGUGGUGAUGAUCCUCGGGACUACAUUGACUCCAACUGGGCUCAAAGCAAUCAUGAGAACUCCCCAAUAAAAUAUGCACCUCCUUCUUGCUGCAAAGAUUACCUGCGCUAUGAGAAGGAAAUGACAAGCUGCCCCAUCUAUGUUUUAAAUACUGAUUCUAGUGGAGAGCAGAAUCUCAAUCCUGGCAUCUAUACUGAAGGCUGUAAGACAGCUUUGAGCAGAUUCUUCGAAAAGUAUGUCAUUGUGGUUGCUGGUGUUGUUAUAACCAUCGGGAUACUUCAGCUGGUGUGCAUCAUCGUGACAUCCAUUCUUAUUCAUGUGUUGAACAACCUAUAUGUGCCGCAACCAGACGACAUUGUUUAUGACAUGGCCCGCAACCAAGAGAAGUCACCAUAUCCUUCACGGGGUGACUACUACAGAUAGACAGGGCCUGUUGUCACCAUCGACUCACAAGGUGUAUUCCUUUAUUUCACCAUCAGUCACCAAGGGAACUGGGCUGUAUUAAAUAUGAUUGAUGCAAUACCAUUAAGACUGUUCAUCAGCCACUUUUGAUGGCACUUAACCUUGAAACAUGAUGGUGUUAAUUAUGUCCACCUUUUUGCCUCAUCACUUGACAGUCAUUGGAUUUUGUGUCUUGGGGUCAGUGACUGUGGCUUAGUGUGUGUCCUGGCAGCUUACCUGCUCAAGUCAAGAUUUUUUUUUUUUAAGGAUACAAAGAAUUGAGGGCUGAUAAUUUUUGAGCUGUUCAGAUAAAAUAACCCAGCAAUCUUUGUCCUUUACAAAAAAGGAAAAGAAUGUUAUUUAGGAAAAGGUUCUUCAGUUAACAGACAGUAAAAGUUUAAGUAAAUUAGGUCUAUUUCUGACAGUAAAAUUUUUAUAUAAAAGACUACUACUAGAAUUUUGAUUAGUGCAACAUGUUUGAAAAAAGUUUUCUGCCAAUGUGAGACUGGGGUGUGUGAAAUUGUACUUUUGAAUGUAGUCAAAUCAAUAAUUCUUUUUCCUUUAUUAUAAUUUUAAUGUGGAAUUCCAUACGUAAGACAUCUGAAUAUAGGUUUUGUAGAUGUGAUGAUGUUGGUCACCUAUUGGUGUCAGUCUUACCUCUUUCUCUAUUUAGGAGCUUAAAAUCUGACAUAUAGGAUACACCUACACACAACUCCAUCAGCAUGCAUUUAUUACAUGCUUGAAUUAAUGAAGAGAGGCAACCAAUUUUUUUUCCUUUUAUUGUUUAUAUACAUCUGCUCUGACUGAUAUAUUUUAGACACAUAUUCUUAAAGAGGAAAGCUUCAGAAGCAGAGUUGGAAGAUGUUCGUGACUUACAGUGGAAUAUAGAAGGGAAUGUAUUUAAAAUAUCCAUUUUCCUUUUUCUCCUCCAACCAUCACUAUUUGUUGUUUCACAGAUUAAAGACAAUCUGGAUAUGUUUCAUUAGGCAACAGUGUUAUCAGUUAUGUACACAGUAUUCUCCUUGAUGCCUAUUGGGCUGUUUUGCUGUAUGCUUUUAAAAGGAUUUUUUCAACAUUUGAAAAAAAAAAAGCAGAAAUUGGAUGAUUUACAUUUUACCCUUGAAUGUAAUGCAGUUCAUGCAGCUACAGUAUAUUUACACACUAGCUUUGGUUGUCACCUGAAGUGGGUAUGUGUAUUACAUAAGCCUGUGGCAGUCUCUGUUGCGCAGUUAAUUAUACAUCCAGUGUAUUUGAGCUCUUUUGCUUAUUUGCAAGUAUUUACAAUGAAACUUGGGGCAGUAAAGGCUUAAGGAAGAAAACGCUUCUUGUUCCAGAACUGUCAAAGCUGCAUUGAAAUGUGAAUUAGUCAAUAUACAAUCUGGCCAAACAAAAACCAGAUGGAAACAAUGGAAAAUGAAAAAUGUAUUAUGCCAGAACUUCUGUCAGCAGUUCCACAAAGAUAGGGGGUGGAGAAAUUUCAAAAUGCCUUCAUCUGUCAGACAAAUGAUGAAAACAUGAGGUACAUCAUUGUGUUAGAGACAUAACUUUCAUGGCAGCUUUUUCAACAUUGUAAGUUAUGAUUCAGACAAUGAAAAGGUGGCCAGCAGGUGUCUUAUUCCAUCCAUCUGUGACGCAGAGUAUCAAAUAAUGUAUUUCAACGUAAGUGUUGAAGAUAGUAUUUUUAUGGCCAACUUAUUUCAACAGGUUCAACUGUAUGCAGUUGAAGUUUUAAAUUUGUAUUGUUGGUGUUUGUUUUGCUAUGCCAGUGUGUUUUAAUUUUGCUUUACACUAUCGAAAGUUGUAAACAGUAAGUAACUUUCAGCAUAUGGAGGAAUGGCAUUAUUUUUUAAAGAAACCUUUCUGAAGCAGUUAAAAUAUCAGAAAUACAUGCAUGUAACUGCCUGGGUUGUGGUUUGAACAGAUUCUUACUGCAUUGUCUUAGAACUUCAAUCCUUAAAAUUUAUAUAUAUCAAAUAAAAUACGAAUAAAGAAAGAACAAGUUUUAGAAGGCAUCAGUGGGCUAUUCUUAUAUCACCAAAUGCUGCUUGACAUUUGCAAACAGAUAUGUGUCUUGGCAUUUUUAAGAUAGUGGUGUCUUAAAUUAUGCCUACUGUGAUGUUUUGGAUCAAGUCUUUUGCAAAUUAAUUUUUGUGGUCAGUAAUUAUUAGCUAGCUGGAAAUAAAGUGAGUUAGCAGUGCAAAUGUCUUAUUGUGACAAAAGCUGUAGCACUAAACUGCAGCUCUCAUGCCUUGAUCACAACUUUUAUUCACAAAUGUGGGAGCUUGCUGAUGUGCUUAGGGCAGUUUGCAAGAUGAUUUUGUUUAAAUCUCCAUUAAUGGAUUUCAAGUGAAAAAUAUCUACCGAGGGUUGUAGUUCCAUAAUUGUAGGUUGUGAUUCAGUACAAGAGGACCAGUCAAGUUUAAGCAUUCAUAUGUUGUUGAAAUCAAAGAUAUUACUUUUCACUUUUGGCAAGAGUGUACAGUUUUUAUAACUUUUGUCUGUUAUGUGAAAGGAAGAUAAAGGAGUUUGACUAAAUGUGACAGACACCAGAAAAGACAGGCUAGCCCCAAACUAGAGGAUAGCUUUGUCAAAGAAAUGAGUGAUAAGACCCUAAGAUAAACAUAGAGUAGAAUGACUGUUUAAUUUUAACUUUCAUUAUGUACAGGAUAUUUGUGCAGUUGAUUCUUGGCUUGUGCUUAUUCACUGUGUGUGUGUGUGUGUGCGUGCGGAUGUGUGUGCUUUUGUGUGCACAAGCUUGUAUUUCCAGCUUCCUUUUUUUGGAGGUUUAGAAAUUGGUGGGGAGUCGAAUUAAAAUAAUGAGCUUUAUCUGUUGUUUGUCACCUCAAUGACUUCCUUUUAUUUAAAAUAUGACUUUUCUUUUAUUACUGAAUUGAUUUUUUUUUAUAUCUCGCCUAUUACAAUUAUGGUGGUAGAGAAAUCUGUCUGCAUUUUCUGGUGUUGGAGCUGUUUGAGUGAGCACCAGUUGGUUCCUGUAAAGAAAUCUAGAAUGAACUGUUGGUUUCUUGCAAUUAGUUGUGUCACAGUGCAUAGAGCUGAAGAGCAUAAAAUGCAGAAUUUCCAUCCUUAUUUACCAAUAGAUUUUUUUUCGUUUUGUUGCCAUUUAGCUUGCAUUCCACCCUUUCUCUUUCACCAUUUCCUUGUUUGCCUGAGAUGCUUAUACAAAAUAAUGUGUUUUAUUUACAUGUAUUUUGAAUUCAUGUUGAAUACCUAUCUUCAUGUUCAGAGAUUUUCUAUUUUAGUUGCAAAUUUGUUGCUUUUUUUUUUCCCAGAAGCAGUUAAGUGCUUUUACUUGUCUAUUUGUGCUUUUUAAUAAUGCUAUUUUUUUUUUUUUUUGCAUUGCCUAACAAACUUUGUACAUUUUAGCAUAUACCACUGAAGUCAUUUGUAUAUUUUUUCUGCUAGAAAAUGUUGUCAUUUUGAAUUUUUCCAAAAUUUUGUCUUUGUAUGACAGUGUGUGGAUGUUGGAUUUUCCUCAUAAUAUUUCUACUUGCUUUUGAAUGUUUUCUGAUAAUUGGAAUAUUUUUGUAGCCUGUCAUUUUGAUUGAACAGUGGUCACUGGAUGUCAUUCUCAUGUUUCUUGCAAGUACAUAUCUUAUAUUUCUUCUGAAAUGUGGAGUGGUGUAUAUAAUCUGAGACUUCACAGGUACAGUUGAGAAUUUGAGGGAAAAAAAAGACAAUUCUUUUGUGGGGAAGGUUGGGGGAAAGAUAGUUUUAGUGUUAGAAAGAAAAAUAUGUAAGCAUAAGAAUUAAAAAUUGAAUGUCUACAAGUUUACAUGGUGCUUAAUACACUAAUCAUCUUGGUGGUGGGUUCACCCACCCCAUCACAACUUACCAAUCUCCUGUUGAAACUGCACUUUAAUACCUUUGCUACUUGCAUGAAUUUUUAAUAUUUCCUUAUCAGGCAAUAGUCUGAGAAAAAUAGAAAUUACACAAGAAAGGAUAAACAGAUGGAAAGUGACGAGAUGAAGCAUUGCUUUAACAUUGUGUGAAUCACAGUAGUGACUUUAAUGUUGCAAUUUUCAGAUGAAGGUAUAGUUUUCUUUUCUUCUAUUCUAGAUAAGUAUGGAAAUCCUUUGUAAGCUGACUAGGCAUUAAACAAAGUAGUAGAUUAAAAGCUUCAUAAACAAAUAGGUUACACAGGGUUGCAUCACUUAUGUCCUGUCUUUAGGCAUUAAAGUUUUUGGUUUUCAUUUUGCUGAAAGAGCGCUGAAAAUCUUGUAGGCUUUGGAUAAUACCUUGUGCAGUGAGUAAUUUUUUUUUAAAUGCAUGAAAAUAGAUGAAUUUCUUAAAAUGGUAUAUUCAUUCUAGACAAUUUAAGCUUAGAGGCUAAACACAUGCUAAAUAACAACCUGGCUUCCAUUCUGUAUGCAAUGGCAAAAUGCAGUUUCUUUUUUAAUUUUCUUAGCUGUGUUAACAACACUUUGUUUUGUCACAACACUUUUUAGGAGAAAUAGGGCCAGGGUCAAACGUCAUAUGUUGUAAAAGUCAAGAUUCAAAAGCGUCUCUCUCACACUUACCAUUUCUUCUCUUUAAGCCUGUCUACAAGCCCUAAUGCACUUGUAACACUAAAAGCAGUGUUAAAUCAGUUGAAUGUUUAUUCUUUCCAGGAAACUUGGUUCUAUGCAUAGUAUCAUAUUAAGGAGUUGACAGUUUCUGGCUUUUUUUAGGGGAGUUAUUUGUUGCUGUUUGUCUAAUAAGCAUUUUAGCAGAGAUGAGUUAGAUGCAAUGAACUUUGACACAUAAUUUUAUUAAAAGAUUGAAAGUUUAAAAUUCCAUUAGUCUGAGGGUGACUAUGUAUAAAUGAUAUUAGCAUGCCAUGUUUUUCCAAUUUUUUAAACAUUUAUAACAGAGAUGCUCAUUUAUCCAGAAGGGAGAUAUUGUCCUGUAAAUACAAUUUCAGCUCAUUUUUCCUGCCAGCCUCAUCGCUCACUACACUUUAUGGCAGAAUGUUCCCCCAAAGUUACCCCUGGGGAAUGGGAUAGCCAAGUGGUGAAAGAGAAGUUGCAUCUGAACCCAGAGGCAGCAAAUUUCCCCAGCUGUCAGAAAUGGGAAUCUGAAUUCAUGAAGGUAAGGCAGUGAGGGAGAGGAAAUAGGCAUCACCUUCAUUAAAAGCUAGCCCCAAGAAAAGUGUUGUCUCCAGCAGCUUGCUCUUCAACCACAUAAAGGUUAAGAAGUAUUUUUACCUUCACCUUUUUCACUUGAGGUUACCCCUAGUUAUAUAUUACAUACCAUCACAUACAUUACCAUUCUCACCCAGCAUUUGUGCUGGAUAGUAGUGGCAAUAUGAAGAGUUGUAACUGCUAAUGUUUUCAGAAAUGGCCUCAGGGUUUCACUAGUUAACAAAUGAGCAUUUCUUUAAAUUGUUAGGUUUCUAAAAAUAUUUAGAUUUUUCCAUGUUUUUCUGAACACUUGUAUUUUUGCUGUUUGUGUGUACAUGUUAGUUUUGGAUGGGCAAGGAAAUAAUUGUAAUAUAUUACAUUUGUGCAAACAAAAUUGCUCAUGUGAAGUAACCUGUAUCCUAAGCUAUUGCAGUAGAAUUUUAUACCAAACAUGCUCAUUUAUUCUUCAUCCAUUCAAAGGCUUAAUGGGCCGCAAUGAGGUUUUUAUGGAAUAUUUAAUGAACUAGGUUUUGUUUGACAUUGAUCGGUUCUUUUCUGACAGUAUUAAUUAUGCACUAGAAUUUAAGAAACUGUUCAAUAUGUUUAAUUUUCUUUUGAAAAGUUGCUUUCAGUGAUAAACAUUAAGUGCAGAUUGUUUUUUUUUAAUUUAUUUUUUGGUAUAUUUUUAUUGGUCUUGGAGUUUUUUUUUUUUUUUUUACUUAUAUUCUCUUAUUUAAAAUUCUACCACCUUUUUCUAUUUUUUGUUUAGCUGCUCUCUAAGCCAAUCAGUAGUGCUUUUUUGUAUUUAAUUUGUUUAAUAAUUGCAGACACUUAUUAUGCGGGUCAUUUGUGUUUAUUUUUCAUAAUUAAUUAUUAUGCUUUUGUUGGCAUUUUUACAUAUAUAGUUUUCAGUUUUAGUUGUAGAAGACGUUUUUAAAACUGAACGUUUGGCAUUGUACAUACAAGAAACAAUGAGAAAGAAUUUUGUCAGUGUUGGUGAAUGUCUUUUCAUUAUUAAGGAGAACAAAAAGCAAUGGAGGCUGUCCGUGUUGUUCACUUUGUUCCAAUUUUUGAUGUUUUAGACACCAGUUGCCAAGUUGGCAGAAAGCAUUGUCAGCUUUGGUACUGAUUAAAUGAGUAUUGUCAGUCA